CGGCCGUGUCGAUGGAAGGGGGGCGUGCGGUAGAAAAGGAAGGGCCGGUGGAACGGAGCGCGCUGGAUCGGGGUCCGGGAGAGCACACACGUUCGACGCGGCCUUGCCGAAACCUCCUCGCGAGAUAGUUCUCCGCGCAAUCUCGGCUGUGUGCGUUAGCCACCGGGGACCGUGGAUCGGGCGAGAACGGUGCGCCUCGAGCGGCAUUCUGUCGUCGCGAUCGCUCCGCGAAAGCAAGCAGCGGCACGUCUCCGCGAUCUCCUCGUGCUCCGUCCGUUCUUGUCAUUGUUCUUUCUCCAUCAGGAGGAGGACCAGAAGAGGGUGCUUUCUCUCUCUCUUUCUUUCUCUAUCUGUCUAUCUAUAUCUAUCUAUCCAUCUCCCGGGGACGAGCCGUCAACAACACAACCUGUCGGAGGAAGGAAGAGGACAACGGAGCGGCAGCAAGGACGGCAGCGGGGAGGAGGAGAGGAAUAUCCGUGCAUACGUGCGCAUCGGCGUGGAACUUGGCGGGGCCGGAUUCCGUGUGUCCUGUUGUGCGUUCGUGCGUCGUGCGUGCGUGCGUGCACGCGCGCGCGCGCGCGCGCGAGGACCUGUUGAUAGGUCGCGCGCAGGUGUACCGAGGCCCAACAUCCCCCUUCCUCCCUUCCGUCAGCCGUCAUCGACUACCGCACGACAAGCGCGCCAGGGGAUACGCACCUGGUUCACCGGAGAUCUCUAUGACCGCCGCCGCCUCCUCCUCCUGAUCGACGUUCGGUAGACGUUCGGUCUGCCUGCCCGAUCGAGAUCUCAUCUCGCGGACCAGAUGCCGCGGCUCACGAAGCCGUAUAUGGUAUCGUGAGGAAAAGAACGAGGAGAAUCUACGAGGGAGAUCGCAGUAGUCUCGACAGUCGUCGUCGUAGUCGCAGGACGAAAAACGGCAUCGCCGUCGCGACCGUCCUCUUGGUCGCCAGCUCGUUUCCCUCCUCGAGCGCCCCGACUGUCCCGUACACCGUCUCCUUCCUCCCCCCCUCAUUCCCGUAUUCCACCUCCUCGAUCGCGCGCGAUCGGCCAGACCGGCCGUCGCUGGACACGCCGGAGAGUGCCCUCCUGGUUUUUGCGUUGUGGACCGUGCGCGCGCGCGCGCUCGCGUGCGAGAGUGGUGCCAGUGGUGAGGUUACACGCGUGAUACAGUCGUGGGGCACCGUUGAGAUGCCGUGGCUGCUCGAACUACGGACUCGUGAUUAGUUAAGCGGAUGAAUGGCGGCACGGUGCUUGCGAAGAGGGAGAGCACGAAGAUGUAGGCCGAAGUCGUUCUAAUCGCUCCUCCGCCUUCUUCUUGUCCUUGCUUUGUGAUCCAUCCGACUAGUGGCAAUAAGGGAGGUAACGUCAGUGAGUGACGACGUCACGAUGCGCAUGCCGCCGCUGCUGAGUCUAGUGCUCGUGGCAGCAGUCGCGCUGCUAGCAAUUGCGAAUGCUAACGCAGAGGCUCGCCUACGCAUCGACUCGAACACGAACGUCUCGUCGCCAUCGUGGCCGUCGUCGUCGUCGAAUCACAUCAGGAAGCGCGAGCAGGUGAUCGCCGGGAUAGAGGCCAGCCUGCUCACCUUCCUCGGCCUCAGCAGGAGACCCAAGCCGCAGGGACCGGCCCAUGUUCCGGAGUCGCUCAGGCAGCUGUACAACAUUCAGAACAGCAUCGGCACCGCGGACAUCGCGAAGCCGGGCAUUCACGCGCGAUCGGCCAACGUCGUUCGCUCGUUUUACCAUGUCGAGAGCAAGCUGGACCAGAAGUUCCACUCGCCUAACCGCUUUCGGCUCUCCUUCGACCUCAGCAAGGUGCCCGACGAGGAGACGCUGCAGGCGUCCGAGCUGAUUCUCUCGCGCGUCCCGAUGACCGAUAUCAAGGAGAAGCACGGCCGCGUGCUGGUGUACGACAUAGUGCGGCCCGGCGUGAAGGGUCAACGGCAGCCGAUACUGCGGCUGAUCGACAGCAAGGAGAUCGAUCUGACAAAGAACGCCACGGUCAGCCUGGACGUCCACCCGGCGGUGGUCAGAUGGAUGCAGGACCACCGCGACAACCACGGCCUGCUGGUGCACGUGAUCGGGCCGCAGGUUCGCAAGCGGGAGCACGUGCGGCUGAAGCGCGCCUCGGACGAGCACGAGGACGCGUGGCUGGUGAGGCAGCCGAUGCUGUUCGCUUACAUGGACGACGGCCGCUACGAGAUGGCGUCGGCGCAUCAGAUAAUGGACCGGCGGGCGAGGCGCGCCGCGAUGCGGAAGAACCGGCGGAAGGACGGCCGUGAGAAUUGCCGGCGGCAUCCGCUCUACGUCGACUUCGCGGACGUCGGCUGGAACGACUGGAUCGUCGCGCCGCCCGGAUACGACGCCUUCUACUGCCACGGUGAUUGCCCGUUUCCUCUGGCGGACCAUCUGAACUCGACGAAUCACGCGAUCGUGCAGACGCUCGUUUACUCGACCAAGCCGACCAUGGUGCCGAAGGCGUGUUGCGUGCCGACCGCGCUCAGCUCGAUAUCCAUGCUCUACUUGGACGAGGAGAACAAGGUGGUGCUGAAGAACUACCAGGACAUGACGGUCCUCGGAUGCGGCUGCCGCUGAGACAUCUAUCUUCUUCUUCUUCUUCUUCUUCUUACCGACAUCUCCGCGCAAUCCCUCGAGAGAGGAACGAGCGGAGGGUGAGAAGAAGUGGGUGGACCAUAGAGGAAAGACGACGAUUCGCUCCUCCGCUCGCGCGAGACUCCCGGCUCCGUAUUCUCUCUCUCUCUCUCUCUCUCUCUCUCUCUCUCUCUCUCUCUCUCGGACGCGUCUCUGUCGUCGCUAUUUUUGUUGUGGAUGUAUCAAAUAAAAGGGAAACAUGCGAGAGUAUGAAAGAAUGUAUAUGUCGUUUAUGCUUCGAAAAAGAAAAAAAAACAAAAAAAAACAACGGACGGAUACGAACUUAUCCACCACAGCGAGAGCAGCGACGAGUGUCGAGGUAUAAUAGCUCUCGGUAGAGACGAGAUAUAAGAGAGAUAGAUGUAAAAUUGCGAGCGACGCGUCUUGCGAUUCCGAUGACGGCGGGCGGGCCAGGCGGAUCCGUCAAGAUCACCAGCCUUCGCGAUUCCGCCUUCGCGAUGUAUGUGUAAUCGGUAGGGCCAACUCGAGAUGACGAUUAUUGACUCAUCGGUCGGCGAUGAACGAGGAAAGCGAGUAUCGAAUAAUGCGAGGCGAUCAGCUCCUUCCGAACUCGUCAUCUCGGGUUGAAAGUUCGAGCGGCCGACUGGGAGCGAUUGGGAGCAGCCGCUACCGCGAUUCGCCGCCCGGGCCGAUUGAGCACGCGACGAUAAUGAGAGCAGCGGUAGUUUAAACCCGGCCACAGCCGGGUCUAAUUGAGACAAUGACGGUGGGAUGAACACCUCUAUCUCAUGAACAAUAGGAGACGAUCGGCCGGUCUAAUUUCGCGCAUUAUAACGUCCGCCCAGUUCGCCGCCGCCGCGAAAUGUGCAUCGUUCGAAUCUCUCCGUGACGCGGAAGACCGAAGCCAGGCCAAUGAAGGAGGAGAGUGUGCUCGUGCGCGCGCGCCAGUGUGUGUCACGCUGCUGCGUGCUGCAUUCCUCGCCCUCUUCUCUCCGCCACCAGUGAUUCUCAUACUUCCGCACGGAAAUGGAAACGGUUCGCGUAGACUAAGCGAGCAGACGGCUAACCAUGCGGCGCGCGCUCGUCGUUCUCUCUUCUCGAGGCACUAGAAAUGAUUCCGCUUCGCUUGAGAAGGAAAAUGCGAACGCUCGACGGCGCGUCCGUCGCGUCCGGAAGGAUUCGACGUCGACAUCUUUGCGAUUUCGAAGGAAAAGUGCGACGAAAAAACGCGAUCGAUUAAUUUUAUACCAUAAUGUAUCCUCUCUCUCUCUCUCUCUAGAUAAAUUGCGUUCAACGACGAAUGAUAUUACACAAUGUUGACGCAAUUUAACUUCUCUUUACUUUUGUUUUUUCUUCUCUCUCUUUCUUUCUUUCUCUCUUUUUCUCUCGUACGCUUGCGUAUUCGCGAAUCCACAUUUAGGCGCGUUUAUAGAGAUUUCUCAAUGUAAGUUUAUCGCGAACAGGGAGAUGAUAAGUGGCGUAGGUAACGACAGAUCGAAGAGAAUAAGAGAAUAUACUCGACGAGGUGAUUUCGGCAAAGAAUGCGCAUCACUGGUAACUGCACACUGCGAUACACUGCGAGAGGCACACACACACAUAUACCCACAGACAGACAGACACCGUAACACUUCGGCGAGUAAGCAACGCGGGAUCACGUGUCGGAAAUGCAUAAUUGACUAAUGGUAACGUGUAAUUUCGACGAUUUAUGGAAAUGCCUUUUCUGCGCGCUCACUCGUGCGCGCACGCGACGAAGCUGUCACCAAUGCGACGAUGCUGACUUCUGUCUAUUCCGUAUCCGAUAAUGGCACUCGUCGUGUGAAGAAUUCUUGAAUGUUAAAAACAUUCCGCAGUCGAUGGAUCGCGUUGACGUUCGUGUCUGAUCGCGAGAUCGCCGUAGCACAGUAAACGUUUCUAAAACUGCGAAAGGACAGGACAGCCAAAUUGAACGGAUAAAAUUGGUGUGCACGCGCAUCAUCGCAAACCAUAUACCAUAUUAUAUAUCUGGACAUAUAUAAUGUAUUAUUCUCUUUUUCCCCCGCUGACAGACGCGAGAGUCAAUGUAUACACAUCUUAUAUAAGAUCCUGCCGCCACGAAUAAAUUGUGUACCUGCCUA
Dinoponera quadriceps is the source of this 4724-nucleotide messenger RNA. Its product is annotated as protein decapentaplegic. Gene Ontology annotation, cellular component: extracellular region. Bases 1387 to 2592 code for a protein of 401 amino acids. Lineage: Eukaryota; Metazoa; Arthropoda; Insecta; Hymenoptera; Formicidae. Gene Ontology annotation, biological process: SMAD protein signal transduction; BMP signaling pathway. The record is from RefSeq and is a predicted model, not a curated record. The transcript is spliced from 4 exons. Gene Ontology annotation, molecular function: growth factor activity; cytokine activity.